Clunio marinus is the source of this 703-nucleotide messenger RNA. NCBI's taxonomy places the organism in Eukaryota, Metazoa, Arthropoda, Insecta, Diptera, Chironomidae. The record is from the annotation of a GenBank genome assembly.
GUUGAUGUGACAAGUGUUUCUUUAAUUCUGUGAUUAAUUUUUUUACUAAAAUUCAUUUUAAAAUGUUUUAUGACAAAGUUUGUGGUGUUAAGUUGGACCUUGUGAAGGCUGGUGUUGCUGUGGGAUUUUAUGAUAUAAUUUCUAUCAUCAUUGAAGUUUUUAUCGAAUUCAAGUUCUAUGUGGGAUUUGAAACUUUCCAGUUAAUUUCUCUUGGAAUAUUUUCAAUCGCAAUUUUGUGUAAUGUUUUGUUAAUUCAUGGAGCUACUGCGAUUAAUCACAGUUUGCUGAUUUAUUGGAUUGUUUUAGCGUCGAUUCGGGUACUCUUAAACACAAUAAUGCUUUUAAUUCUAAUGUAUUUCGGAUCGUUCAAAGACGUAUUCUUUGUCUAUUGCACUGAAAUCAUUGAAUUUGUUCUUCUCAUACUUUGUUACAUUAUCGUUUGGAAACUUUAUAUCAAACUUAAAACAAGCGUUCGUAAUGAUUUUUCUGUGCUAAACGAGAAUGUAUGAAUAUCAUUUUCAUAGAAGUAAACUAGAAAAGAUAAUAAGAUGAAAAGGAGAAAUUUGAUUAGGAAAUGUUUUACUGUGUUUUAUCAUGUUUAAUGUUUUACUCGCAUGUUUAGUAAUGCUCUAUUGCCAUAAUUUUAAAAGAAGUGAAAGGUCUAUUGUCAUAAUAAAUUUUAUCUCGUUUUUUAUAAAUUAUC